This is a messenger RNA of Symbiodinium sp. CCMP2456, 2499 nucleotides long. The record is from the annotation of a GenBank genome assembly. Lineage: Eukaryota; Dinophyceae; Suessiales; Symbiodiniaceae.
AUGCCCGGCUUGGACCUUGAUGGCUGCAAGCAAGCUUGCCGAGACAACUUGCAGUGUGUUGGUGUGGAGCAUGCAGGGACGCGUUGCGAGAUCUGGACAAGAGCCGAUGGCAUCGAGGCGUCCGUCCCCGGAACAGGCUCGUCCUGCUGGAAGAAAGAGUUCUCGCACGCCGAUGGAACAGGUGAUCGCGCUUGCCGUGGUGCAGAUGCUGGAGACAACAAGCCAACCUACUACAGUGUUCAGUCUUCCGUUCCAACGUUGGAUGCUUGCAAAGACCACUGCAGGGCCACACCUGGAUGCGUCGGAAUCGAGCACAUCAACACCCGCUGCGAGAUUUGGACCAGACCCGAAGGGAUUCAGGCCAGUGUGACACUGGUCGGAUACACAUGUUUGAAGUAUCAUGGGCCGGACGGAAGCGCCACCACAACGGCUGUGCCGACAACUCAGCCUCCAAGCCCGGUGUCGAGAACUCCCGCGACCGAUGCUCAGUUCUUGAUUCAGGCAACAUUUGGCCCGACUCUCGCGAGCAUUGAGGAGUUAGGAAAGACCACGUACGACAACUGGAUCGAUCAGCAAAUGUCUUUGCCCAUUACUUCACAUCGGGAGUACUACCGCAAGCGUGUGAACCCACGUCCUGUGCGGAGCGCAUCGGAUCUCAAUUCCGGCAGUCCACUCUCACGCUGUUCGGUUGGUUCCAGGUGGGUACGGCACGCCAUUCUCAAGACCGAUGUGAAUCGGCGUAUCCAAGUUUCCCGGGGGAAGAUCAAGGUGGACGACCUCUUCCGCACAGAUGUGGACCCCGCAUACAUUGGAAACGGCCUGAAGGCACCGCAGACCUGCACGGACCUUGCCCCGAAGAGCUGGCAGGAUGACGGCUGGACUUGUGCAUCACAGAGAUGGCGGGUGGAGCGAGAAUGCACCAAGGACAGGGAUUGCGGGGGUUUGAUCGGGUUCGCGGACAAAGAGUGGAUUGAAGACGGCUAUUGCCAGCACACUUGUUUCGAGGUUGGACUUGGGUAUGACGGAGAUGAUUGCUCGCCUGGUUGGGCGAACUUAGAUUUCGAGGGCUACAUCUGCCAUGUGGCAGCGGACGAGGCUGGUGCAUUCAUCAAACUGAGCACCUCCCAGGGCUGCUCGACGGAUUUCACCUACCAGUUGAAUCCAGCGGUUUGGAAAUCCGCUCCCGACGGCAGCAUCACACAGACGUUGAGCUUCGACAUCUUCCGCCCAGGCGUCCUUCUUCUUCGGGAAUCACCGGCACAAUGCAACCUGGCAACAAUUGUGCAGUCGGCCGCCGAAGGACAAAGCCACUUCUACAUGCUUGAGGAGCGCCUGGAGCUAGUGGAAAACACGGUGGAGAAUCCAUCUGCAACAGGAUCCUCGUCCGGCAAGUGCCCCACUGUGUCCCGAAGCUUUCUAAACGAAGCCGGUUGCAAACUCCUCCCCGGUUGCUUGCCUCUCGGGCAGCAGAAGCUGUUGGUGCCUUUGACCAUCACCAACUUGGCAGCGUUCUACUCAGUUGGUGGGCGCUACGUGUAUGCUGUGACAGGCCUCAAAACCACCAAGCCACCCUGCGGUUCCAUGUCUCGCUGGAAGCAUCUCGUAUGUGACCCUGUCUGUACUCCUUCAGACAUCACCAAUUCAAGUGCUGAAAAGAUUCGAAACGCUCUGGAAGCAGAAGCUGAUCAGGGACUCAGUCGUGACAUUGAGGUUUCCUGCUCUGGCGUCCCCGCUGAAGCAGUGGUACAGGUGGGCAGCGAAUUCUUUCAACAUGUGCACGGUGAUGAGAACAAUGUCUAUGACUUCACAGACUGGACCCUUCAGCACCCAGGUGGCGCAAGCAAAAUCAAACAGUUCACCUCGAAGGGGUAUCUACUAGUCUUCCCGAGUUGGCACCCAAUGGACAGAUGGGACACUGGCCUUGCAACGGAGGUCAUCCGUCCCGGCUUUGUCGGGAAGCUGGGCUCCACUGUGCAGUUCCACAAUCUCCCCCAACCGUUGCAAACGGAGGCCCUCGCAGCUGCCCUUGGAGCUGUCCCCGAAGAGCAGGAAUUCUCAGAAGUUUGUGGCUCGCCAGGAGAGGUUUCAAACGAUCCUGAAAGAGGCCAUCACUUGUCCUUCAAGCACGGUGCACCAGAUGAUUAUUACUUCGACAGUUCCUACGGCUUUUCGGGGGGCAUAGAUCGCUUGGCGAAGUCUGCCGUUUGGACCAUGCAGAGUCUGCACGCAGAUGAUCAGCUGCGGCAGCGGGCCGCCUGGGCAUUAUCGCAGAUCUUUGUGUGCUCCGUUCACGGUGGAGGCUAUCGUGAAAGGGCGGAGUCCUGGCUUUCAUACUAUGAUAUAUUCGUGCGGAAUGCCUUCGGCAACUUUCGCGACAUCAUGCAGCAAGUGACCUACAAUCCUAUAAUGGGGGACUAUCUGACAUUCAAGAGAAAUCGGGCAUGGGAUUCGGUCGGCAGAUUCCCAGAUGAGAACUACGCACGCGAGAUUAUGCAGCGA